AUGGGCACAAAGUGCUCGAAACCUAGUUGUGAUGGCUUUGCAAAACCGCCAAGUGGAUGUACGUCUACGGUGCGUCCUAACCUGCAUCGGGACGGCGUGAUGGCUCCUCCGCCUGGAUCCGUGGUGCGUGACGGGAAGCUGAAAACCCCUUCGCGUCGGCUUUGCAUUGGCAACCCAUUCAAUUCCCGUUCGUCGAAUGAAACGCAAAAGACGAAAAAUGCUCCGGAAAGUGGUCUACGGGUGCCGACGGGUUUCCGCGGUGUCCUUAGAAGCGGAUGGGUGUCUCCCGGUGACGGUACCCCUGCCGCCAUUCACCCCAAACCUCCCGCACCGAGAAUAUCGCCUAGGAAUCCAACUAAACCGACCAACAUCAACGUGACGCUAAAUGAGGCCAUGACGAGGAACGAAUCUUCGCAAAGUAUCGACCAGAAUUGCAAUCACAAGCCUCGCCUGUUGGAAAGCGUGAAUGAAGGGAAUGGGAAGGAGAGAAAGAACACUGAGGCUUUCGGUGAAACUGUUAUCGUGGAGUCCAAGUUAUGUGUUCCCCAAAAGGUCAACGUUCGCUUUACUCAGAUACCUACGAGCAUCCCUGUCGUGACUCGUCUACAGUCGCCGCAGAAACUUGACUUCAAUUGCAACAGAGUACGUAAAUCCAACGCUGCAACGAGGACGGAUCGAUUUUAUGCCAAAUUCUCCCCGAAUUCGACCGGUCGUGCGAGUACCGAAGAGAAUCUGGGUCAUUAUGAUCCCAAGUAUGUUCCAUGGAUUGGGGAAAAUAUGCGCGACAAACGCUGCAUCGUUUCUGAGACUCCCGACUCCGAUAUCACUCCGAAGCGUGAUAACACAAGUGUUCUUCAAAACGGAUCAGUAAACAAGGCGAGUUCGUGGGAGUGCCAUAGAAAACCACAGCGUUCGAAAAUACCGCCUAGCAGGGGCUGCAAUUCCCUGAGUAGCCUCAAGCCGUCUCUUGAGUGCUCGGACUCACAACCCACCGCGUGGCGUUAUUUGCCAAAAGGAGCGUCUUCCCCGAAAUCGACGCCUGUCGAAACAACGGGUUCAUUGAAGAAGAAACGACCUCGUUACGUGGCAGUCACGGACCCGGCGACGAAGAGCUUUAAACUUCGUCCGCUGGCGUUUCCGUCGAAGGAAAGGGUUGCGGAUCUGAGUCCGGUGAGAUCCAUGUCCGGUGAGAGUCUGUCGUCGAUAUCCAUUGUUGGGAGUACGAGUGAAGAUGGGUCGCGCGAUGAUGACCCGCGGGAAGACGAGUUGUCUCGUGUGUUUGAGAAGGACCUGGAGACGGCGUUCAAGAAGUCGUUGCAGAAGCCGCGGAAAGAUGACGUCGACGCUAUUUUAGAUGGUGGUCUGGACGAUUUUUUGAUCGAUGACGAAAUUAGUGAUCAGCCGGACCUCCUGGCCAAUACCCAGACCGUUCUUGCCGUGACCCCAGGGGACAUUCCAACUGUUGAUGACGGUCCGUCCAGUUAUCUCAGUGUUGGCCAACUGACAUUCAGCACUAUGGGUUCGGAUCCUGCGAUGCUUGCGGAUUUGUCGGGUGAGUCGUCUAUUGAAGAAUUGCGUGAGAAACUCCGGCAAACCGGGGAAUCCGCUGGUCACUACAUGUCCUUGUUUGCCUCCAAUGACACGAAUCGACCUUUGUCGGACGAGUUCGUUCCUGCGCUUGGGAAAAAGUGA
This is a messenger RNA of Notodromas monacha, 1692 nucleotides long. The record is from the annotation of a GenBank genome assembly. Lineage: Eukaryota; Metazoa; Arthropoda; Ostracoda; Podocopida; Cyprididae.